Aspergillus calidoustus is the source of this 654-nucleotide messenger RNA. The record is from the annotation of a GenBank genome assembly. NCBI's taxonomy places the organism in Eukaryota, Fungi, Ascomycota, Eurotiomycetes, Eurotiales, Aspergillaceae.
AUGGAUGCCCUCGUGUCCCGGCUGGAUGCCCUGGUUACGAACCCCGAUCUCGCGCCGCUGCUGUCGCUUGUAAAGGGUAUUCGCAAUGGCGCCGUCUACGGUGCCAAGGUGCGGUUUCCGCAUGCUCUGGUGAUGAUCUUCCUCUUCCGCUCUGGAACCAUCCGCGAAAAAGUCAAACUCGUCCUUAAUGCUACUCGGCAACAUGCCAGAAAUCUAGCGGUAUUCGCUUUGAUCUAUAAGAGCUCCAUGAUCGUCUUGCGCAAUGUUAACCCCGCUGCGGUUGGGAAGGAGGGGAAGUAUGAUAGCUUCUUUGCGGGGUUGCUGGGAGGCUAUGCGGUGUUCGGUCGACAUAAAUCAAGUAUCACGCAACAGAUCGUGAUCUAUAUUUUCGCACGUGUAGUGCUCGGCUUCGCCAAACUAUCCAUCCAACCCGGCGCGCACCCAUUCUCUUCCCUCAUCGGCCCCGAGGCACGGAAACAAAUUGAGGGCAACGCCUGGGCUGUUUUCGCUUCUCUCAGCUGGGCAUUCGUCAUGUACCUCUUCCGCUGGCACCCCGAGACACUGAUGUCUAGUCUGCGGAGUAGCAUGGUUUACAUAUACGCCGACUCGGACCACUGGGAUUCAUUACGUACCCUCCUUGUCCACAACAAAUAG